ACCGCCACUAACGAGAGAAGAACUCAGUGCUGUCAAAACGAUGAAUCAUUCAAAGCUACCCAACAAAAUACUUUCCAUAGGCAUGUGUGUAGGUUAUUAUUAGAUACAUGCCCAUGGUAGUGAUGGACCUGAAGCAGUACAAGGAAACGGAUUUUGCUAACGCAAUGUUAAUACAUCCAAAAGCAAAGGCAAAGGAUUCUACUGAGAGCAUGAAUGUGUUAUUAUAAUGGACUUGUCUUUCACAGAUCCUACGAUGGGAAAAAAGGAAAAAUCUAAGAAAGGAAAGGGCGCCGAAAAAACUGCGGCAAAGACGGCAAAGAAAGCCGAAAUGAAACACAAGAAGGAACUAUCGGAGAAAGGCGAGGAGGAUGUCGAGAAGCUGAUUGAGAAUUUUUUAUUGAUGGAUCGUCAAAAGGAGCGUGUAGCAGAAGAUCUCGUUGGCCCCCCAUCACAGAGAAGUGGAUGUUCAUUCCUUGCCAGCCCAGACAAAGAUCUACUUUAUCUAUUCGGGGGCAGUUACUUCAAUGGCCACAAGACGACGAUGUAUAAUGAAUUAUAUACAUAUAACAUUAAGAAAAACAAUUGGCUUCGUUUAACAACCCCAUAUGCACCACCUCCGCGUUGCUCUCAACAAUCUGUUAUUGUUGCACAAGGUGGUGGUCAAAUAUGGAUGUUUGGAGGGGAGUUUGCUUCACCCACGCAAUCACAGUUUUACCACUACAAGGACCUCUGGUGUUAUCAUAUAAAGGAAACACGGUGGGAAAAGGUUGACGCCAAAGGAGGGCCCUCAGCUCGCUCCGGUCACCGAAUGGUGACUAAUGGAAAAGAUAUUUUUCUUUUUGGAGGUUUUCAUGAAAGUCUCAGGAACGCUAUGUAUUAUAAUGAUGUGUACCGUUUUUCAAUCGGUGAUCGUCAGUGGACUAAAAUCGAGCCGGCAAAUCAGGGCCCAAGUCCACGAUCCGGUGUUCAGAUGGUCAUGCUGGAGAGCAAUAAGCUAAUGGUAUAUGGUGGUUACUCUAGAGAAAAACUGGGCAAGGAUGCUGAGAAAGGAAUAACAUAUAUGGAUAUGUGGUUCCUGCAAGAAGGCAGCAAAACGGGAAAUAUCGGGAAAUGGAAAUGGUCCUUGGUGAAACAAGGUGGUUGUCAACCGGGUCCGCGUUCAGGAAUGGCGGCUGUGUCCGGUCCUCAACCCAACAGGGCAUAUUUUUUUGGUGGCGUAUGCGACCGCGAGGAAGAUGAGGAGACAAUCACGUCAGUAUGUCUUGCCGAUCUGUACAUGCUAGAAACCGAUAGAGGAUUGUGGCGAGAGAUGAAUCUUAAAAAGGAGAUACCAAAGAAUACCGGUCAGUCAAUUAAAUCCGCGACUGAAUCUUUUCAAACGGAGCUCGAAGAGCAGCAGCAGCACGACGAGGUAAAAACAGACGGAAUCUUUACUGUUAGAAUCUCUUCUGGUGCAGCAGUAGGAGCAGCCAGUUGUGGUGACUUGAAACCGGAUAAGGACGAAAUACAAGAUGAUCGUUUCUGGCCUCAGCCACGUAUGAGUUCAUGUUUGGCUAUUAAACAUGGCGUCUUAUAUUUAUACGGAGGGAUAUUCGAAACAGGUGAUCAACAACUCGUACUACGUGAUAUGUACGCCAUCGAUAUUUAUAAGAUGGAUGAUUGGAAAAAGAUCAUUGAACUUAACGAGAAAGAGUUGGAAUGGUUCGACAGCGAUAGCGAAGAAAGUGAAGAUGAUAUUGACGCCGAGGAGUGUAAUGAUGAGAAAGGAGGUGCCAACGACGAAGAAGACGUAGGCCAUAAUUAGACCAUUUUAAAACCAGACUAACGGGUUUAACGCCUCUUUAGUUCCCGACUUUAACGAUAGAACUGUAUCUAUUAAUAAAACGGAUAUUGCUGAAUACUCCUUAAAAUUGUUAUAUUUCUACUGUAACGCUAAGUAUUUGCUGCACCAAAUUUUCUACACUAACGAAAUAUGAUUUCUUUAGUUUCUUUAGAAAUAAGAAGUUUUAGUCUCUCUAUCUUCUGCAGUACACAUCGUGAUAAAUCACUUAAAUACUUGGAAGCUAGUACGACCAAUCGAUUGUACUCAGUUACUCUUAAAGUUUGCAAUCUAUAUGCAGUAUAUAUUAGCGUAAAUGACAACUCUGCAGAUGGCCUACAGCUUGCUAAUAGACGUGGGAGUUCAAAUUGCAUAAAAUCUAAACUGAACAUGUGGGAUCCAUUUGUCGUUUUUAGUUCGUCAUCUCCUAACCACUUCGUCGCAAAAAAAACAGUUGAGGAUCUUUGGUUUCGUAUUAAUCCGAAAAGCUUGACUCCAUUUGUCAUUAAUUAAGAAACCCUUAGCUGAGCAAAACGAUAUAUUAAAGUGCAGUUUUUUUUUUAAAAUUUAGUAUGAA
Messenger RNA from Varroa destructor (honeybee mite), 2396 nucleotides. RefSeq names its product kelch domain-containing protein 4. Lineage: Eukaryota; Metazoa; Arthropoda; Arachnida; Mesostigmata; Varroidae. The record is from RefSeq and is a predicted model, not a curated record. Gene Ontology annotation, molecular function: protein binding.